UCAUGUCAGUCAACUGUUUGAUAUGAUUGAAUCACCUAUUCCACAACAAUAAGCAGAACGGGUUCGGUGUAUACCUCGGAAGCAGCAGCCAAUGGCUACGGCCAAGGUUAACUGCGAUUGGCUGGGAACAAGGUUAUCGGGUAGGGUUACGACUGUGACGCUCAGCCCGGCUUAUAAAGUGCGUUCGAUCAGCUGUUGAUCAGCUGUUGCGAGAAGCCGGCCGGUGUAAUUCCGAGGAAGCAAGUGGAUAUCGUGUAAGCAUUAAUAUGGGGGAUCUGGACAUUGACAAUUACUUGGGAUCCGACCCAGCAUCCGACAUCAUUCAAGAUAUCAUUUCAGGGUCUAGACGACACAAGGUUUUAUGUCAGACGCUGGAAGCUGGUCUGUUUGAGGAAAUCGAGACAUUCAGAGGCCCUGUCUCCAGCGCAGAUCUCGCCAGAAAGUGUCACUAUAACCAUGACGUCACGGAGAGACUCCUCAACACAUUAGUGUGUCUGAAGCUGUUGGAGAAGACUACAUCUACCGACGGUGUUGUUGGGUACAAGAACUCCACGGCGACAACCAGAUACCUGCUUCGCUCCAAGCGGCCAAGCAUGAUCGCCUGUUGCAUGAGCGAAGCCGCUAUGGUCCUCCCGGCACUAGAUAAUCUGGCUGCUGUCCUCAAAAGAGGGACCUCCGAGAUGUUCAUGUCGGCGAUGGAGGGCAUGGCGCGUAAUGUGCCUUUUACAGGGGGAAGCUUACUUCUGCUGGAGAAGAUUCUCAACGAAGAUAAAGAUGGACCAUGGCCAUGUAUCAGCAUGGAUCUUGUCAUGGCAAUGAUCUCAAAGGGAAGGGAGAGAACUCCGUCAGAAUACAGCACGUUGCUCAAGAAGCACGGGUUUUCAAACACCCAGAUCAAAUCAAUAGAAGGGUGCAAUUACUAUGAUGCUAUUCUUGCAAAGAAACCGUUUUAGGUAUGCAGUGUAGCGUGUGACUUCCAUACACAGACCAGUGAGCCGGUGAUGCACAUGAGGACGGAGGGUGGAGAAGGUGUUCGUAAUGUUCAUUUGUCAUUUACUUAUUCACUUUCACAACGCAAUAUCAAUGUCACGAAACUUCAGCCACUGUAUUUAUUGUCUUGCAACAUUUAGUUAGUGCAUAUGUUUCCACGUCGUGGCGUAUUGGAGCUGUGUUUUCGCCUACCGUCCACAGAGGCACACAGCAUAUCCCCGUGAUCCCGGACACCUCACGUAAUUUAUAGAAACUUGAUAGGAGCAUGAGACCACCAUGGCAACGAUGGAGCGAAGUUAUUGUAUAUACGUGAUACACGUGAAUUAGUUACUCCGUCUGUUUCAAGAACAACUUUUUGUUAGGCGACAAGAGCCAAUAUAGUAUGUUUCCGCAUGUUUUGUAUUUGUUAUGAGAUCUGUACAUUAUUUACAACUCUUCAUAUCAUCAUGUAUUUUACACUUUUAUAUCACAUUUUGUAACAUGUUGUAAGAAAAUACAGUAUAAUGUACGUCAAAUA
This is a messenger RNA of Haliotis rubra (blacklip abalone), 1507 nucleotides long. RefSeq lists its product as uncharacterized. Gene Ontology annotation, molecular function: O-methyltransferase activity. The transcript has 5 exons. NCBI's taxonomy places the organism in Eukaryota, Metazoa, Mollusca, Gastropoda, Lepetellida, Haliotidae. The record is from RefSeq and is a predicted model, not a curated record. The coding region runs from base 267 to 953 and encodes 228 amino acids.